This is a messenger RNA of Phalacrocorax carbo (great cormorant), 2594 nucleotides long. Lineage: Eukaryota; Metazoa; Chordata; Aves; Suliformes; Phalacrocoracidae. The record is from RefSeq and is a predicted model, not a curated record.
ACUUUAUUGCUCCUGUUGGGUUAGAUGGGUUCCGUUCGGCUGCUACCCCCCCCCCCACCACGUCAUUAUUACAGCACAAGAGACUCGGAUGACGGGGGUGUCCCUCUGGGUUUCUGGCCUGUAACCGCUUGUAGAACCCUGUUUGUCUUCUCCCUUACUCUGCUGAUCUCUCUGUGGAGCAUCUUGGAUGUGCGUUAAAAACAUCCUCUAGCCUCGGAUCUCCUCCAUAGCUGAACAUGUUCUCUGCCAGGAAGUUGUCAGGAGUUUUCAGAGCCAUCGGAUCCCAUCAUGUCAGAUCCCAUUCUGUAUCCAGGACCUCUCCAAACUUGGCUUUCGUGCCAGCCUGUCUUCCCCCAGAUCCCGUGGAAGUAGAGGAGCUGCAGCACUUUGUUUCCAACUCCAAGAGGCUCUUUGUAAUGACUGGAGCUGGAAUCUCGACUGAGUCGGGGAUCCCAGAUUACCGCUCUGAAGGUGUCGGGCUGUACGCCAGGACAGACAGACGGCCCAUCCAGCAUGCUGAGUUUGUUCGUAGCGCCAGUGCGCGGCAGCGGUACUGGGCGAGGAACUUUGUGGGCUGGCCCCAGUUCUCUGCCCACCAGCCAAACGCAGCACACCGGGUACUAAGAGACUGGGAGAAGCUGGGGAAGCUGCACUGGCUGGUGACCCAGAAUGUGGACGCCCUUCACACCAAAGCUGGGAGCCAGCGCGUGACAGAAUUGCACGGCUGCACGCACAGGGUUUUCUGCCUGGCCUGUGGAGACCAAAUCUUGCGCUCUGAGCUUCAGGAGCACUUUGAAGCCCUGAAUCCUACCUGGAAAGCUGAAGCGUUCGGUGUGGCUCCGGAUGGGGAUGUCUUACUGACAGAUGACCAGGUGCGUGAUUUCCAAGUCCCAGCCUGCCGUAAAUGUGGUGGAAUCCUGAAGCCCGAUGUGACAUUCUUUGGAGACACAGUGAGCCGGGAAAAAGUGAAUUUUGUGCACCAACGCCUGGUGGAAUCAGACUCCAUGCUGGUGGCAGGAUCCUCUAUGCAGGUGUACUCUGGUUACAGGUUUGCUCUCGCUGCCCGGGAGAAGCAGCUGCCAAUUGCGAUCCUUAACAUCGGGCCCACCCGUUUAGAUCACUUUGCAUCCUUAAAACUGAAUUCCCGCUGUGGAGAGCUGCUGCCUUUGAUUGUUGCACAUGACCCAACAAGCUGAGCUUCGGUAGCUAUCAGGAGAAAAAUUAGUUCUACAGGGUGAGUUCCUUCCCUGGUCAGUCACCUUACAGAGUAAGAGGGUGGGUUCCCAUCAAAUGCUGAGACCGAGAUGUGCUGACUAAAAAUACGUUCCCACAACAUGCACCAAAAGGUGGCUGUAAAUUUUGAUCUGUAACUGGUAUCAUAGAAUCAUUAAGGCUGGAAAAGACCUCCAGGAUCAUCAAGUCCAACCAUCAACCCAACGCUACUCUGUCUCCUAAACCAUGCCCUGAAGUGCCACGUCUACACGUUGUUUGAACACCUCCGGGGAUGGUGACUCCACCACCUCUCUGGGCUCUGAUGGGCCAUGAUACUGUUUCCCAUUAUCAUAAACAAAAAGCAUACUAAGUCCUAACGCUCCCCCAAAAUCGGGCAAGAGUAGCCAGAAGACUCGGCAGCAUUGAGUUCUAAUCCAUUUGUCACAACUGGAAAACUACAGGGGAUCAUCUGCAGUUUCAGAGAACCUGAUCAGCACUGUUGCCUUUGCAACUGACAAUUCAAAAGCUGUGCCUGGUUGAAUUGAUCCAGCUAAUCCUGUUUAAAGCAAUCAGUUCCAUCUAUAAAGCAGCUUCUUCCCUCCACUCCGGCAGGACUCAUCAUCUCAAAAGGUGAAAACCUCAACCCAAGAGGCAGCUGUGAGAUCCAAUGCAUGGCCCCCGAUGACACCAGGAGAGGGCAGCAAGCCUCACACACGUCAGCCUGACCAGUUUUCUUCAUUAAACCCUCUACUUACCAGGAAACAGGAGGAUGAUGAUGAAAAAGUACUUUUCUGCCUUACCUUGCCAUUGUAAGGAGUGCCUUGCCUUUUCAUUCACUGUGACGGGAUAAUCCGACUACCAUAUCUGAGAAUAAAAUACCUUUUUUAUAAUUGUCCCCAGAGAAGAAUGAGGGACAAGGACUUUGAGUAACUUGAGGCUAUAGCACAGGAGGGAGAUGUGGAAAACCACGAUAUCUGCUGGAGGAUCCAAUAACACUAGUGGUCAACUGUGGAGUGUGCAAAGGGGAACAAGAGGCAAGAGGAACUACAGUGAUCAUUAAGGAAAAAAAGGUUCAAAAUAUAAGCUGAACAAGAAUAUUGCUCGUGUAAGAGAUUAUUUGAAAGCACAGGCUAUAAGGCUGACAUCUUCUAGCAAGGAGGGAAAGUCAGCAUUUCUCUCAGCUGCCAGUUGACAAGCUAAACUGCUUACUAUCUGAACCCUUUAAAAAUUAUAUAUUGUUGAGACGCCAGAGGAGCUACUUUAAGCUAACCUGACCAGCACUGCUUUCAGUGUGGCUGCUACAUUUUCAGAAUGUGUUUUUUGAGGAUGUUAUUUAAUUAAUGAAUAGCUAAGUAGUGAAUUAAAAUUGUUUACAAGACUGA